This is a messenger RNA of Pieris napi, 1358 nucleotides long. RefSeq names its product RNA-binding protein with serine-rich domain 1-B-like. Gene Ontology annotation, molecular function: RNA binding. The transcript has 7 exons. Gene Ontology annotation, cellular component: cytoplasm; nucleoplasm; ASAP complex. The record is from RefSeq and is a predicted model, not a curated record. Gene Ontology annotation, biological process: mRNA splicing, via spliceosome. Lineage: Eukaryota; Metazoa; Arthropoda; Insecta; Lepidoptera; Pieridae. The coding region runs from base 95 to 964 and encodes 289 amino acids.
ACACUGUAGUCCAAUGAUUAAUCACCAGUGAAGCCGUAAUACCGAUGCGUUUAUAGAAUAACGAAUAGUAUAUUAAUUGUUGGUCCUUUUGAAAAUGGCGCGAAACAAAUCUCCAUCAAUAGUUUCCGAUAAAGAUAAAAAGAAACCCAAAGAAAAGAAGAAAAAAGGAGAAUCGGGCUCUAGCAGUAGUGAUAGCAGUGGAAGUUCAUCUGACAGCAGUUCAUCAAGAUCCUCAUCAAGGUCAUCAUCAAGCAGCUCUGGCAGUUCAUCCCAUUCUUCAUCAAGUUCUAGCUCCUCUAGUAGCAGCAGUGGUGCUAAUGAUAGAACUAGGCCUAAGAAGAAAAUUUCACCCCAUAAGAGUCCAGCAAAGGAUCGCCGUGACUCAAAUAGGGAAAAACUUAGGGAAAGAUCACCAUUAGAUAAGAAGAAAGUGAUUACACCAUCAGCUACAGACAAGGCAAAACUAAGAGAUAAACUUGAAAGAUCACCAGCCCGCAAGAAGCGUGAGCGUUCUCCUGCACCUCGACCGACUCGUAUACACAUUGGUCGGCUCACACUAAAUGUUAACCGUGAGCAUAUUCAGGAGAUAUUCUCUACAUACGGAACAGUGAAAGCUGUAGAGUUCCCAAUGGACCGACUGCAUCCUUAUAAUGGCAGGGGUUAUGCAUAUGUGGAGUUCAGCAAUCCGGAUGAAGCAGAAAAUGCUAUGAAGCAUAUGGAUGGAGGUCAGGUUGACGGUCAGGAGAUAACUGCAGCGCCGGUGUUGAUCCCGACACGUCCGCGCCGGCUGUCACCUCGCCCGCCCCCGAGACACCCGCCGCCGCGACGACACUCGCCACCUAGAUACCGGCGUCGCAGUCCGGUUCGCCGUCGGUCCCCUCCCCGUCGCCGCCGCACCCGCUCCCGCUCACCUCGAGCUCAACGACGACGACGCUCCAGGUCCUCUUCCUCUUCCGACCGUUAAACACAGACAAAACACUUACACACAAGCCUUCAUAAACAAUGAACACACCUACAAAACAAUCCCUUCACACACACACGCCUAUACACUACACAAACCCACACAGGCUAAAAAUAAAAAUAUAUUGACCCCAUCAUUUUAUAUGUUCAUACAAAUAUAGACAUUAAUUUGUACAUACAUUACAAUACAUUUAAAUCAGUGAUACAGUCCAGUCUUUUCAGGUGAGUUCAUGUAAAAGUCUUUAGUGGGCAGGUAAGUAUAAAUUUAUUUGAAAACUGUCAUAUUAACAUUAACUAAUUUUCCUCAUAAGCUUGCAAAAUGGAAACUUCGCGAGUGACCGUGAUUGACGUAUAGUGGAGUGCUAUGUAAUGUAAUUGUAUUAAAUAUAUAAAAUUAA